Molecule: messenger RNA, 462 nt
Organism: Haemonchus placei
Lineage: Eukaryota; Metazoa; Nematoda; Chromadorea; Rhabditida; Trichostrongylidae
Source: the annotation of a GenBank genome assembly
AUGGUGUCCGCCGGCUAUGACGUGCGCAAAACCUGUGACCCCAUGUGGUAUGACACAAUACUGGCAAAGUUUCCACGCAACUUAGUGAAGCAUGUCCUACUUUCGAAUCAUACGCAAGAUGGACAAACAAACGAAUGCCUCAUAGGUGAUCUGAAGAAAGGGAUUACCGCUAAAGGUUUCGUGGAAAACAGAUUAGGCCCCAAGCCUGACAUCAAGGGCACCGCUCCGAAGGAUAAGUACGUCAACUCACGUCCUUACUCGAGCGACCAAUGCCUGUUCUGUCAUAAGGGUAAUCAUGCCUCGUUAACAUGCAGAACCGUAACCGAUCAAGGGAACCGCAGAAAAAUACUAACAGACGGUCUUAGAUGUUGGAAGUGUUGCUCAUCCAAUCAUAGCAGUUUCUACUGCCAAAAACCCGAUUGUGCAAAAUGCGGACAAAAGCAUCAUGCAUCUGUUAUGUGA